This is a messenger RNA of Paramuricea clavata, 342 nucleotides long. The record is from the annotation of a GenBank genome assembly. NCBI's taxonomy places the organism in Eukaryota, Metazoa, Cnidaria, Anthozoa, Malacalcyonacea, Plexauridae.
AUGAAUGAUUUCCAACAAGAUUCUGUCGACUCGUCUGAUUCCGAUCCUGAGUUUUACAAAUGUGUGAGCGAGAAAUUGGGCAUACGGGCAGUAAAAGGACAAAACACUAGCAACAUUUUGUUACCUGUUUACAUCUGUGGAACCAAGAUUAUCGUUGAUCCAGAUACCGGCGCUGAUGUCGACCUAGUCUCAGUUAAAGAAUUCAAGAAAAUUCAUGAAGCAAAUCCUGAAAUCAAGAAACAAAUAAAGAAACCAAAACAGAUGAUCUACGCCCUGAAUGGUGAAGAGCUGGAAGCCAUAGCUACAAUUAAAGAUGCAAAGUUGUCAAACAAGAACACAUAA